UACUAAUCUCUGUGGAUUUGUCGCCUCUGAAUCAUCUUUUUCCAAUAAUCUAAUAGUACCCUUUUUCACUUCUCAUCAUUCUCGAAUCUCAAUAAACAGUCAAAUAUUGACUGCAAUUCUCUCAAAAAAUCCCCAAGUUUUCACUAAUCAAUCCCUAUAACCCCAUGAAAAUGUCUCCCAAAUUCUCCUUUUCUCUCAUUGUAUUAUCUCUAAUCUCUGUCCUCUGUGCAGCCGGAGACAGCAGCGUCGCCCGCGGCGGCGAUGACGGCGGAGGAGCGACGGUGGAGUUAUGGUGUGUGGCAAAGAACAACGCUGAUGAUGCUGCUCUACAGUCCGCUAUAGAUUGGGCUUGUGGGCCAGGUGGUGCUAGUUGUGGGCCUAUUCAGACCGGUGGGCCGUGCUACGACGCUUCCGAUAUCCUGCGAACGGCGUCGUUUGCCUUCAAUGAUUACUUCCUUAAACAUGGCAUGACCGAUGAUAGCUGUAAUUUCGCAAACUCAGCUGCUCUCACUUCUCUUAAUCCCAGUCAUAAUGGUUGUAAAUUUCCAUCGAGCUUGAGUAGGAGUAGUGGAAGCUUUAAUGGAUCAAUAACUACGGGGUUAGGUUCAGCUUCUGAAGAUAUAAGUAGCAGCACUUCUACACUCAGUAGUUGGAUUUUCGAGUUGAUGGCUAUUAAUCUGUUGUCCGCAACUCUACUAAUUUUGUGAGGUCAUACAAGUUUUAACUCCAUUGUUUGUACUGUAGAGUGUAAACAAGUUUUUCGUAGAGAAGUUCAAAAGCUCCAGGUUGCUGAUGUUGUUCCACGGGCUCUCCAGCAUUAAACAAUUGCACAUGUUUCUGGCUCCUCAUCAUCAGCUCCUCGGUUUGGACACUCGUCAAGAUCUAUAUCCAUCACAGGAAUAUAAUGCAUUCUUAUUUUUAGGUACAUUGACAAUAUUCGAUUCCUUUCGUAGCUAUAGUUAUCAUCAAGCACUGAUAAUGCCACUGGCAUUGUUGUUUGCUGAGAAUUAUGUAGUUGACGUCUCCAAGGUUGCCAGUAAAAGAGAUUAACUGGUGCAUUCGGGACAUAUCGUGGAUUUCCAUUGUUGUAGGGUAGAUGAUUAGGGUGUGACAUGUUUUGUUGGACUAAUAAUUGGUUGGAUUUUCUUGGUCUCAAUGUGGUAUUAGUGAAAUACAGUAGCAAAUUUGAUUCAAGGAAAAGAACCAGCAGCAGGUGGGAAAAUUAUACAAUAGAAUAGAGUGAUGAACAGAAAGGAUUUAGGAUUGAGGCUACUAUGUUUAUGUCUACACCUUAGAUUAUAUAGAAUUGAAGAAGAUAUGCCCAAUUUGACUGGGAUUCGGACGUGGGUUCUAUUGAAUGGUUACUUUCCUAGUU
This is a messenger RNA of Nicotiana attenuata, 1375 nucleotides long. RefSeq names its product PLASMODESMATA CALLOSE-BINDING PROTEIN 5-like. The record is from RefSeq and is a predicted model, not a curated record. The coding region runs from base 165 to 707 and encodes 180 amino acids. The transcript has 4 exons. Lineage: Eukaryota; Viridiplantae; Streptophyta; Magnoliopsida; Solanales; Solanaceae.